Molecule: messenger RNA, 246 nt
Organism: Closterium sp. Naga37s-1
Lineage: Eukaryota; Viridiplantae; Streptophyta; Zygnematophyceae; Desmidiales; Closteriaceae
Source: the annotation of a GenBank genome assembly
ACAAGUGUGAGUUGGUGACUUGCGCUGCCAACUCAGCUUGCGUUAAGGAUACAGAUGGGAAUACACGAUGCGAUUGCAUCAAGGGCUAUGAAAGGCUUUCGGGCAAUGACAAUUGCGUUGACAAGUGCGCCAAAUGGGAUUGUGGUUCCAACGCCAAGUGCACGACAGUUGAGGACGGAAAUCCGAAAUGUAUUUGCAACACCGGCUUCUCGAUGUACAACGAUUAUGGUUUUCUUUACUGUAGAG